ACUCACUUCGACCUGAUAAAAGCAUCCUCUCCUUCAAAAAUCAUGAAACCCCCCAUUUACUCUCUCAGGGACUAUGGGGGACCGAGAGCGAGACAGGGACAGGGACCGCGAGCGAAACCGAGACAGAGAUCGAGACAGAGAAAGACGCCGGGACAGAGACGACCGUGAUCGUGAUCGGGACCGGGACCGCGUCCGCAGCAAGAGGUCGCGUACACCGGAGCGCACCAGACCACGUCACACCCGCUCCCGCACGCGCUCGCCGGACCGGUACCGCUCACGCACUCGCUCAGUCUCCCGCUCUCGCUCUCCGGACGACCGGUCCCACCGGCGGCGCCACCAUCACAACCGUAGCCCAUCUGCGGAGGCACGCAAGCGGCAGAGGCGCGAGCCGACAGCCGAGGACGAGAGGGAGAGGCAGAAGGCGGCGGUGGCUGACUUCGUCGAGGGCAUCGCAAAGGAGCAGAAAACUCAGCAGAAGCAGAGCAGCGAUGGCGGUGGUGACGAAGGCCUGGACGAGGACGAGAUUGAGAUGAUGAAGAAAUUUGGGAUUCCGACUGGAUUUGACUCGACGAAAGGGAAGCCCGUGCCUGGCGCCGAUGUGAGCGGCAUUAGGGCGGUCACUAAGCGGCAGCCGAGACAGUAUAUGAAUCGCCGCGGUGGAUUUAAUCGGCCUUUGCCUGCUGAGCGUAAUCGCUAGAUUACUGACGAGGAGGGUCUUCCAGCAUGAGUUGAACCAUGUGGAGAGACUUGGAUACUUGAAAGCCAUCGGCAGGAUGGACCCGAAUCAGUCAGACCGUGUAAGGUUUUCUCUAGUUCUUUGUAUUUUGCAUCCAAUGAUGGAUUCCCAUGAGAUUCUUGUGAUUGAUUGAUUCUUAUGUCUUCGGUUUUGAACAAAUUAGUCAUUUGGUUCGCCUCUUCGGAGUUGUAUUAGUUGUUAAACGCAACAUUAAUGGGACUAGCUACUUGUAAACG
Messenger RNA from Prunus persica (peach), 972 nucleotides. RefSeq names its product U4/U6.U5 small nuclear ribonucleoprotein 27 kDa protein. Bases 74 to 697 code for a protein of 207 amino acids. The record is from RefSeq and is a predicted model, not a curated record. NCBI's taxonomy places the organism in Eukaryota, Viridiplantae, Streptophyta, Magnoliopsida, Rosales, Rosaceae. Gene Ontology annotation, cellular component: precatalytic spliceosome. Gene Ontology annotation, biological process: RNA splicing. The transcript is spliced from 2 exons.